Molecule: messenger RNA, 624 nt
Organism: Sphenostylis stenocarpa
Lineage: Eukaryota; Viridiplantae; Streptophyta; Magnoliopsida; Fabales; Fabaceae
Source: the annotation of a GenBank genome assembly
AUGGCCGACAUCGUUCCCGAAGCUGGCGUAGUUCCAGAUCCCACCCAAAUCGAUGUCAAGCUCUUCAACCGCUGGAGCUUCGAAGACAUUCAGGUUAAUGACAUUUCUCUUGCUGAUUAUAUCGGAGUGGUGUCGUCGAAGCACGCCACGUAUGUUCCUCACACUGCCGGUAGGUACUCGGUGAAGCGGUUCAGGAAAGCGCAGUGCCCCAUUGUUGAGAGGCUCACCAAUUCUCUCAUGAUGCAUGGAAGAAACAAUGGAAAGAAGCUCUUGGCUGUCAGGAUUAUCAAGCAUGCUAUGGAAAUUAUUCACUUGCUCACUGACCAGAACCCAAUUCAGGUCAUUGUUGACGCCGUCAUCAAUAGUGGUCCCCGUGAAGAUGCAACAAGAAUUGGUUCUGCUGGUGUGGUGAGGAGACAAGCCGUUGAUAUUUCACCCCUUCGACGUGUUAAUCAGGCUAUCUAUCUUCUAACAACAGGUGCACGAGAAGCUGCUUUUAGAAAUAUUAAGACAAUUGCUGAAUGCUUGGCUGAUGAACUUAUUAAUGCCGCAAAAGGUUCAUCCAACAGUUAUGCCAUCAAGAAAAAGGACGAGAUUGAAAGAGUUGCCAAGGCUAAUCGUUAA